Ruditapes philippinarum (Manila clam) is the source of this 8768-nucleotide messenger RNA. RefSeq lists its product as uncharacterized. The record is from RefSeq and is a predicted model, not a curated record. The coding region runs from base 206 to 5632 and encodes 1808 amino acids. Gene Ontology annotation, cellular component: nucleus. Gene Ontology annotation, molecular function: DNA-binding transcription factor activity, RNA polymerase II-specific; RNA polymerase II cis-regulatory region sequence-specific DNA binding. NCBI's taxonomy places the organism in Eukaryota, Metazoa, Mollusca, Bivalvia, Venerida, Veneridae. The transcript has 9 exons. Gene Ontology annotation, biological process: regulation of transcription by RNA polymerase II.
CAUAUCAGAUUAGCAUAUUUUGUGAAGUAUCGAAGUUACAGCAAGGUCUGUUUUAGAGUGUGUGAAAUACGAUUACUUGUUACCUAUUUUUUAAUAAGUUUCAGGUAUGAAUGAUUUCUUGACUAUGUGCGCUGUCUAUUGUACAUUAAAAUGGAUUAGUUGAGGUGGGAACCGGGACUGUUCUUCAUUUAAGGAGAAGUUAGAAAUGGACAUACAAGAUUUUAUAACUUCUUACACAAUUGAGAUUCCUAGCUUGACCAGUGUUUCGAAGAUGUCUAAGCGGGAACAUAAGUCCUUCAUGUGCGUACAUGCGCCGUGCUCAUUUAAAACGGACAAACGUAAAGCUAUCUACACGCACCUUGUUAGAACUCACAAUGAACGUAAAGAGGACUACGAGUGUGAAUAUUGUUCCUCUAUGUUUGAACUUGACUCAGAAAUUGAAAGACAUUUACACGUGCAUCACCAACAGCAACCAUUUACAUAUACGUGUGUGUCCCGAAUUGAGAAAGUCAUUAAUAAGUGUGCAAAACUUGGUAGUGAUUCAAAAAGCCUUAAAUCUCCGUCAAUAUCACCCAGUGUUGUUGACAAUUCUUGUGAGGCUUCAGCUGAAAAAACGCCACCUAAAGUUGAUGGUGCUUUUUCUAUUUCAAAACCACCGUACUUGAAACCAAACAUAAGCAUGCGAACACGGGCUUCUGUUAAUGAAUCUUUAAACAAUAUUGCAAAACUCCCGAGGUAUUCGGGUGGAGAGGAAAACACAAAAUUAACACAGAAAAAGUGUUAUGUCGAAGAUGAAUAUUACGAUGACAAUGACGACGAUGACCUUGAAGAAGUUGAAAUUGAUACCGACGAAGAGACGCCGACUUAUGUCUCCAAACCGUCGGGUUUAAAAAUAAAACUAAGUUUAAAGAAAAGUUCCUCAAAUACUUCAAGGGAAUUAUCGAGUGAAAGAUCUCCGCCUUUGCUGGAGCCCAGUGGUGAAACAGAAAUCGAUUCGUCAGAUUUUCCAAACGACAUACCACCUGACAUAAUACGGACACAGACUAUCAGCGGAACAGCGCAAGUUCGCGUGAAAGAUUCUAAAUAUUAUGACAAAUUAGAAGUUUAUCACCACACUGACGAAUUUGGUCGUCGUUGUUGUCCAUUUUGUGAAUAUAAGACGUCUAAGAAUACAAUACGAGUUCAUUUAUCGGGCAUUCACAAGAUUCACUUCGUGAAAUGUUCACUUUGUGACUAUAAAGCAGCUUUUCCACAUCAAAUCACGCAGCAUGGUAUAAAGUUUCACAAAACUAAAAAUUUGAAUGUGAUUCAGUUAUCGAAAGAAUCACGUGACCGAACUAUAAGCCAGUUAAAGAGGCUAUGCAAAAUGACUACGCCAAGCACGUUGAAUAAAACCAAAGCAGUCAACAUUAAACCAGCAGACGAUAUGGGAACUGGAAGCGAAAUUAUUGACGAUGAGGAUUUUAAUUCGGAAGAGAGUUAUCCUACAUCAACAGACGAAAAUGAUACCUCUAUUUGUCAGGCAGACGACAGAGUUUUUAAACCGCCUAAAUGUCAGACGUCGAAGACCGACUACUACAGUAUUCGUAUCGAAAACGGGGUGUAUUUGUACAGUUGUAACCUGUGCACGUUUCAAACUCCGGUUCGAGCAACUAUAUAUACACACAAGUACAGACACGAAGAAAAGUCGUACAGAUGUGGCUAUUGUGAUUUUACUUCUGCACCCAGGUCGAACGUUGUUCAUCAUUGUCGAGUGAAGCACAAAGGGUCACCUGUAAAUGUGGUAGAGAACGAUAUUGAAGAACAUUAUCCCUUAGAUGUGAAGGAAUUUCCUCAAGAUGAAGAGAUCGGACCUGCUAAACUUAAGAAUAUGAGUCAACCUAGUGCAAAUAUUGUAGUUAAAUCAGAACCAACAGACGAUAACCUAGAUCUGGACAAUUACCAAGAACUAGACAACAUUAAUAUGGCAUCAAAAGUUUCAAAUGAAAUAUCAACUAAUCAUCAUCAGAUGAUAAUCAAGGUCCCACAAUACAAGAGGUCUAUCACUUCCGUUUCUUAUGACUCAAGUCGAAGCUCAGCCGAAAUUAAGCGUCCAAAACUGGAGGCUGAAACCAUACAAGCAGAAGAGUACAAACUUUCAUUGAACAAGUUGUACCGAGUAAACCCGACUGGUUCUCCUAAAUUUAUGUGUGCAAUGUGUUCGUAUGCAUGUGACACUCAUCCUAAAAUGAAGCAUCAUCUGUACAGACAUCGGCCACAGAAAUACAAAUGUCCAUAUUGUGACCACAGGAAAUACCCCAGGUCGUAUGUAGUCAGGCAUGUACGAGACACUCAUCGUAAUAAGCCAGUGAGAGUGAUCGACCUUUCCAAGGGAAAUGAACCAGAGGAUAUUCCAGAAUACAUGAACGAUAUAGUUACAGACGACACUUUAGAUGACACAACUGGAUCCCUUGAUACAAAUGAAGCCCACAUGUCAACAUUUAACCAAGAAGCUGAUGCUCAAGUGCAUAAUCAAAACGUUUUAGAGAAGGAGAAUGCCGCAGGAGACGACAUGAAUGCUGAACAAAAUGAAGAAGUGAAUGCACUCAAAAAUUUUGCACAGAAGUUAAACUUGCGAUCUGUACUGACUGCAGACCUAAAUGAUGAUUUAUUCAUGCAAUCCUCUGACAUCAGUCCAAACUGCAACGAUUACAUGUCGUCCCCUUUGAUUGAAUCUUUUAUCAAUGGGCAAUAUCAGAAUACAAGUACACCAAAACUGAACGCAAAAAAUUUUGAAAAGAAGAAAAGUUUAAAAGAUUACCGUGUAAACUAUGGCCAAGGUCCGAGGUAUAUCUGUAACAAGUGCGGUUAUGGUACAGAGAAUUACAAGACUAUACACAACCAUAUGUACAGGCACGAAUCUCAGCGAUACCAAUGUCCGUACUGUGGAUAUAGAAGGUCUCCAAAAUCAUUUGUUGAGAAUCAUAUAAGAGAAGUACACAAAGGUCAUCCUGUUAUAGUAACAGAGUUAACAAUAGAUCAAGAAAUGACAGAUGCUCCUAUAGGAUCUCCUCGCCAGUGCGUCACUCUUAAGCGUAAAGAUCCACAUCAAGAUGCAACACCAUCCUCUCAGGUUAAAAAAGAUGAGGAAAGUUCUACAACUAAAAUACCUGCAAAGUGGCCGGCACCAAAACCUGUGUCUCACCUCAAUGUUACCAAACCACAUUUUCAAGUAUCCCCAGUACUGAAUGUAAUAACAGAUAACUCCACUAUUACAAACAUUCCACAGUUGUCACCUUCUAUUGUGCAGCUCACUCAAACAAAUAUACUGCACAAAGAUGUGAAGGACAAUGUUCCAGAAUUAGUCCCAGCAAUGGUAACAAAUCCUUUGUUAUCUAUGUCAGUGUCUAGCAACGCUUUGCGUUUUGUUGAAAGAAAUCGCACAACAUUUAAAACAAUGUACAAGUGUGUUUUUGAUCCUGAGACAUGCAACCACAUUUCAAAAGACAAAUCUAAAAUGAAGCAGCAUCUGUUUAUGCAUGUGGAAUAUAAGCCCUGGACAUGUGACUUUUGCGACAUGACUGCAAGCCAAUCAUCCCACAUUAAGAAUCACGUGAGAACUGAACAUCCGGGUGUUGCAGACACGUCAUUUAAAUAUAAACGGCAUAAUUAUUUGGAAAAACAUAUAGAGGGCUUCUUAAAUAAAGGUCUUUUUACUGUGCCAGUUAAUGAGUAUCGAGCUAUAAUGGAUAUGAAAGGUAAUACAAAAUCUUCAAAGCAACCAAUAUUUGAGCGGGAUGAAGAAGGGAAUUUACUCUGUCCUUACUGUAGUUAUAGAACAAAGAGUGGAGGCAUGACAGAUCACAUAAAAAUGAAACAUAUGCAGCCUCGUUUCAAAUGUCACUGGUGUGAUUACAGAGCCUUCUAUCGGUCAGAGGUCAGGAAACAUCACCGGAAGGAGAAGAGCCAUGCGGAUCAUGAAUUUAAAACACAAGAACUAGAUCUUGCUCAGGCUAUGGAAGGUUACAAAGAAAGAAAUGAAACUGCUUUUGGGACAGAUGUUGCAAGUUCAUGCACUUCCAAUUACAAUCCAAGUCAAUUCCUGGAUGAUGAAGAAGAUGAUGAUGACAACCAUGAUGAUGAUGAUGAUGAUGAUGAUGAUGAUGAUGAUGAUUUAGGCAGUGAGUGUUGGUCUAGUGAAGGUUCGUCAAUAGGUGAUUAUCAACAAGGUUACGUAGAAUACACAACUGAGCAGCUUUCAAACUUAUGUGCCAGCAAACAGCUAAAAGUUGAUAUACAUACGGAAUGUGAUACUGCGACAAAAAAUGAUUGUGGACCUAGCCAGGUUCGCCUUGAAAGCAUUAAUACGGAAGUAGGCCCAGGCGUGUCAAUGGAAAUUGUACAAAUGACUACACCUGAAAGUAAUGAAGCAAUUAAAUCAAAUCCUGCCAAGGAUUCAAAGUUUAAGUGUGGCUAUUGCCCCUUUUCAGCUGAUUUAAGGGUUAAAGUUAAAAUGCAUUGUUCGAAGAAACAUUCUGAAAAGGUUAUAAAUAUUAUUGAACCAGCUCCAAAACCCGAAACAGCUUUAAGACAAGAUAAUAUUGAUUUGGGUGUAGAUGACUGGAAAGGUACAAAGUUUGAACAAGAUUUAAGAAUGGCAGGUGUUUCCAAACUUAACCUUGCAUCUCUAUUUCCUCACAGUAAACGAUUUCAUAAAUCAAAUUCUAGUAGUCACAGUGUUGUUAAGUUAGACGAGGACAAAACAGAAUUCAAAAAACCUUUAGAACCUAUUGCUAAAGUUAAGACUCUUGACAGAAAGAUUGAGAACGCUUUAUCAAAAGAGGGUGCAACCAUUAUCACAGAUAAAACAAUUGACAAUCUCAGUAAUGUAAGAGACAAUCAGGAAAUAAGCAAAAAGUCAGGAGAAAAUCUAAAGCGCGACACAAAUAGUGCAAAAUCUAACAUUCUUAUAAGUGAUGUGAGGUCAAUAAAACAGGAAAAUACACCAACAUCAAAAACUGAAGACACAAAGGAUGAAAUCGUUCAGAAUUUAAAAACAAAUUUUAAAGUAAAAGAUAAAGUGCAGACAGCAUUCCCUAAUCACACUACUGUCAUUCUUGAGGAUGAGACCAAUGAUGAAAAUACCAACAGAAAUGACACUGAGAGUGUUUCUAUUAACACAGAGGCUUUGGAAGAUGUGUGUGAAGAAAAGCGUGGAAACAGGUGUGCACAGAACAUUUACAUUAGGGAUAGUUGCUCAGUUGACAUUGAAGAAAACAAUGAGAAUAAAGCAGAUAUUGUUUCAGACUCAGUGGAAGGUGGUAAUAAUGAAAAUAUAACAAAACUGGAUUCUUGUGAAAUAGACAGUGAUGUUAAAAUGCCUGAAAAUACUGGACCAAACAUUGAUGAGACAUUACCAUAUGAAAAAGAUGAUAUUCAUUUUACGAAUGGACACAAGUUUUCUAUUGAUGGAACAAUAAAGGAAAGUUACGAUAUAGAAAAUAAUGAUCAAAUAAUGAAAGAAAUCAUAUGCAAAUCGUGUGACAAAACAAAUAACACUGAAAUCUUGAUCAAAUUGGAUGGUACAUCUGAUGUUGAAUUAGAUUCUUCAGUUAAGGAGGGUAUUGAUGUUUUAAAAAGUGCACUUACCUGACAGUCACAACACCACAUGUGCUAUAAAAGACAUUUACAAGAAAAUAAAGACAUUAGCACAACACAUGUGCUUUAAUAGAUAUUAACUAAGAAAAAUAAAGUUAGGUCAACACAUGUUCUUUAAUAAUCAAAUAAAUACACAUGUACCAUAAAAGGUAUUUACAAAAAAGCAUAGAGUUAGGAUAUAUAUUUGCUUUGAAAGAAUUUUUUGAAUACACAAAGUUACGUUUAAAUUUUAAUAAGUUAUAUUAUAAAGCACAUUUAUUAUGGGAACAUCUAUGUAAGACAUUUACAAGGAGACACAAAGAUAUGUGUCAUUGAUUUUCAUUAUAGGUCCUCUACCAAAGUUGUUCAAAUUUUGCCACUAGUGUCAUAAUUGGCUCGGCCCUGUGGUCUAAGGUUUUUCUUAUAUGUACAUAGUAAAAAUCUUCGGCAUGAAACAUUGUGUAGUGAAAUUCUACCAAGAUUGUUCAAACUAUAGCCCUAGGGGUGGAAAUUGGCCCCUCCUCAGCAACCACUGGUUUUCAUUAUGUAUAUAUUGUAAAAACCAAUGACUGGGAAGAAACCAAACUUUACAGGAAUUAUCCUUGGAUGGUCCCUUUACAAAGUUGUUCAAAUGGUUCCAGUCUGUUGCAUAAGUAGGUCAUGAGGGCCAGAAAAGGAGUUUCAAUAAUGCAAAUUUAAAAAUCUUCUUGUCUGAAGGUACAAGGCUUGCUUGGAGCUUUAAUAUUUGGUAUAUAAUAUCAUCCAUAGGUCCUCUACUAAAGUUGUUAAAAUUUUGCCCCUAGUGUCGAAAUUGCCCCCGCCCCGGGGAUCAUAGGUCUUUCCUUAUUGUGUUGCAUUAAAAAAAGCAGACAUGUAGGGGUUACUUUUGUAGCGGCCAUUAGCCUUGCCCGAAGCAUAACUCAGUCACUAUUAGUCGCGCAACAUUUGGGUCGCUACCUUGAAGGUCAAGAUCACAGCAUGACCUUGAAGCAAAAUUGGGUCUGGCAAAUAACUUCGUUAUUUGAAGUCGGUUUUUACAACUAUUUCACAGAAAUGAUCACCAUAUUAAGACGAUGUGUCACGUGCAACAUUUUGGUCGCUACCUUGAAGGUCAAGGUCACAGCAUGACCUUGAAGCAAAAUCGCCUCCUGCCCGUAACUUCGUUAUUUGAAGUCGGAUUUUACAACUAUUUCACAGAAAUGAUCACCAUAUUGAAACGACAUGUCGUGCGCAACAUUUUGCUCGCUACCUUGAAGGUCAAGGUCACAGCAUGACCUUGCAGCAAAAUCGCGUCCGGCCCAUAACUUUGUUAUUUGAAGUCGGAUUUUACAACUAUUUCACAGAAAUGAUCACCAUUUUGAGACGAUGUGUCGCGCGCAAGUAGGUAGAUAGAUCUCAUUGAGUAAAAAUGCAGUGGAAAGAACAGAUACUCUGCCUUGCCUAAAUUUGGAAUUAUCACACUUUGAACUUACUCUGAAACUACAAAAGAUAUACUUUUCUGUGUUCAAAAGGGAGAGCAUCACCCGGUUCAACCGGCUCUUGUUCGAGUUAUUGCCCUUUGUUAAUUUUCAUACUUUAUUUUUGUUCGGGCCAUUUCUCAUAAACUAUAAAAGCUAUGGACUUGAAACUUUAUAGGAUGAAAGAUCUUAUUGAGAAGAAAUGCAGUGCACAAAAGUGGUACUCUGCACUUUUUUUUUUUUUAGUUAUUGCCUUUAUUAAUUUUCAUAUUUCAUUUUUGUCCGGGCCAUUUCUCAUAAACUAUAAAAGCUAUGAACAUGAAACUUUAUAGAAUGAUAGAUCUCAUUGAGAUGAAGUGCUGUGGCGAAAAACUGGUAGUUCAUGAUUUUAGAGUUAUUGCCCUUUGUUAAUUUCACCUAAACUGGGAAAGCUAUGGACUUGAAACUUCAUAGGAUGAUAGAUCUCAUUGAGAAGAAGUGCAGUGCACAAGAAACCGUACUCUGUACUUCAUGAUUUUAGAGUUAUUGCCCUUUGUUAAUUAUAAUACUUUAUUUUUGUCUGGGCCAAUUCUCCUACACAAUAAAAGCUAUUGACUUGAAACUUCAUAGGAUGAUAGAUCUCAUUGAGAAGAAGUACAGUGCACAAGAACUUGUUCUCUGCACUUCAUGAUUUUUGAGUUAUUGCCCUUUGUUAAUUUUCUUACUUAAUAGGCUUGUCCAGAGCAUAACUUGGUCACUAUAAGUUUGAUUGACUCCAAAUUUGGUAUGUAAGCUUUUUUCAUUGACCUGAAGUGCAGUGGUUAUGAAUCCAUCACAGAGUCCUCCAUUUGAUCUGUCAGUGUAAAACUUUUCCAUGUUAUUUUUAUAUUUGAUAAUAUAACAGCUUUUUUUAAUCAUGAUGUAACAUUGUUACAAUCAGUUUAACUGUCACUAAAGUUCAAGGUACAUGUACAUUGUAAGAGCGGUGUUUAUAAAUAAUCUAUAUUUAAGAAGAAAUGCCUAAGUGACAGCUAUACUUUUCACAAGGCGACACAUCCAACUCGCAGAGUUAUAGUAUGUAUAUAGUAAAAACUUUAAAAAAAGUUUCUUCUCUGAAUGGACAAAGGCUAGAGGUUAGAUAUUUGGCAUGAAACAUUGUGUACUGCACUUAUACCAAGAUUGUUCAUUUUAUAGACUUGGGGUCAAAAUUAUCCCCGCCUCGUGGGGACUUUGAUUUUCAUUAUGUACAAACCAUAAAAAGCUUCUUGUCUGAAGGGAAACAACUUAUAAUGGAAUUUCUUUUAUACAUGUUAUGCAAUGUCUCUAUAAAAAGAUUUAGUAGCUGGAAGUAAGUCUAAUGGUCAUGACCUCUGGCAAGAGAAAUGUUUGCUUUUCAGGGAUGUUUAUGAAAUGACCAGAGGUCAUGAACUCUAGCAAGAGAGAUGUGAGCUUUGCAGGGAUAUUUAAUGAAACAAUCUGAGCACAUUAUAUAAUGAUGGUUUUAAAUAGUAAAUGUUUUUUAUGUUUUAAGAAAUUGGUAAUGCUUAUUUCAGUAUUUAAGAAAAUGUAACUGUACCUGCAUUUCAAAGUUUAAUACAGCUGUGACAAGCUGAAAUAUGACCUUGACCCCUAAAUUCACUAGACACUACUGCAUUAUUGCAAAGUUCAAUUGUAUAGAAAAAAGUAUUUAAUGUAAUGCGGUUGCAUAGCAUUGUU